AUGCUUUUGAUCUUUGGAGAAGUCACGCUAUCGAUCCUGUUUCCGGUCACAGGGGAAACACAGCAGAUUGUCGAGGAUUUUAAGAAAUCAAUCUGUUUACUUGGGUUAUCUAACGCCAUCAACAAUUCCGACAAAAUUGCAAAAGAAAUUUUAGCCAUGUGUCCAUUCAUCGACAAUUCAAUGAUUCACAAUCUUGUGGAAGUUGUUGAAGAAUUGAAAUUACGAGAAUAUGAUCAAAAUGGGAUGGUGGUUAAAAAAGAAACUGCAUCUGAUGGAUCCUAUCUUCCACGAUUUCCAGAAAUAUUCGACAGUCUUGAUGAUGAAAAUGUAUUGGAUGAAAGUAGUAAUGAUGAGGAACCUGACUUUGGAAAAUUGGAUCAUUACGUUGACCUCCUUUAUGAGGAUAUUCCUCAUAAAAUUGAAGGUUUAAAUUGUUUAGCAAAACUGUCCAAAUGUAACAGUUACUUGAAAGAAAUAUCUCGACAUGAUUCAGCUAUAAACGCUGUUUUCCAAACAUUGCGAGAAGACUCUAAAAAGUCUUCAACACUUACAAAGCAUAUUCUCACAAUUUGCCUAAAUUUUGCCAGAAUCAGAGAUUUCCAUGAAUUACUCAUCAAUCAAAAAAUCCCUAUGUUGAUCCUCGAAAUUGUUGAUUUUGAAUUGGAACGUUGUGAGAAGUGGAAGUCGCAACUGUUAGAGAUAGAAGCGCACGACAGUGUUUUUAGUGCCCGGUCUUUGAAUGAACAUCAAAAGAAAUUGGUUCGCCUUGAAAAGCUGACAUCUGUUCAAAACGUGUCGCUGAAAAUUUCAUUUCAAAUUCUUCACUGCCUAUCCGAAGACAAGGGCGUUCGUGAGACUUUGCACGAGAACAAGGUGAUCGCAUCCCUAGGCGAUACAUUAGAGCGGAGGGAUAAUGAGCUUCUCGAAGUCGUGACAUCGUUUCUACAAAAUUUGUCCAGUUUCAGACAAUGCAUUAACGAAAUGAUCCGAGUCGAUCUUGUAGGUCAAUUGGCUGCACUUCUUAAAGAGGGCACACCAAUUUCAAAGAAAGUUGUUAACAAUGCAUUGCAUUUGUUAUACAAUCUCUCAUUUUCUUGCGACCUUCGUGAAAAAAUUUGUGACUAUGAACUCAUUUCCAUCAUUGUCAACUGCUUCGAGAAAUCCAUGUUUCGAGAAAUCACUGCAAGGAUAUUGUAUGUUUUAUCAAUGGAUUCGCUGAUUAGAAUAAAGUUGGCAAAACCGGCUUUACUUGAUUCGUUAAUGCGAUGUCUUACCACAAACUCUGAUACCGAUACACGAUCUUUUAUAACUGUCGUGGCAAGUCUGGUGUUAAAUCUCUCUAGGACAAGACGAGGAGCAAAGAUGAUAUGGGAGACUAACAAAUUGGGACUUUUGAUUAAAUCCGCGAUCAACCAAGAUUUUUUCGCAAUGAAAAUUGUCAGAUGUCUAGCAGAACACGACGUUGCAUUUGUUUUAUAUGAUUAUGCAGGAGAUAUUGCUUCAGCACUGAUUAAUUCUAGUGAUCAAGAGUUCGUCAUGGAAUGCAUUGGGAUUUUAGGUUGUAUCGACCUCCAGAAAGUCUCCAUUCAGUCGAUCGUUCAGAAUGGUAAAAUAUUCCCUUGGCUGAAACAAACAUUGGGAUACUACUUGGAUAAAACUGAAAUUGAUGUUUCAUUCGACUUAACGACUGCUUCCAUUGAUGUUAUUCUUCUUCUGAGGAAUCUAUCUCAAGUUGAAGAAGGUGCAAGACUUGUUGUGGCAGAAGGAUUCGUAGAUGUAUUGCUAAAAAUUUCACACCUAGGGUCAAAAACUGAAGAAUCCGUCAUUGAUCAUAUACUUUUAUUUUUUGAAACUUGUGUAAAACACGAAUCAAUUUCAGUAUAUUUGGCAACAAAAUCUUGCCUCCCCAAUGGGCUCUUAGAAUUUGCUAAACGUACAACUGAGAAACAUAGGGGGAAAGCUAUCAGUAUUUUGGAGCAAAUUGGAAAAUUUGACGAAACCUGGAAGGAAAAUGUUCAAGAGUUAAAUUUUCUAGCGUGGAACAAAGAUUGGACUGAUGCAGUUACUGCUUCUUCAAGGAGUGAAUAUGACGCGGUGUCGGUGAAUGGACAAAAGUUCAGAUUUCAAGACGACUCAUGUAUCACCUCCAGAGAUGCGAUUACCUCACUUCGUAAUUACAAUAGGACAUUUUUGCUAUAA
This is a messenger RNA of Folsomia candida, 2199 nucleotides long. Its product is annotated as kinesin-associated protein 3. Bases 1 to 2199 code for a protein of 732 amino acids. The record is from RefSeq and is a predicted model, not a curated record. Gene Ontology annotation, biological process: microtubule-based movement; cilium organization. NCBI's taxonomy places the organism in Eukaryota, Metazoa, Arthropoda, Collembola, Entomobryomorpha, Isotomidae. The transcript is spliced from 8 exons. Gene Ontology annotation, molecular function: kinesin binding. Gene Ontology annotation, cellular component: axoneme; kinesin II complex; ciliary transition zone.